This is a messenger RNA of Aspergillus vadensis CBS 113365, 810 nucleotides long. RefSeq lists its product as uncharacterized. The transcript is spliced from 9 exons. The record is from RefSeq and is a predicted model, not a curated record. The coding region runs from base 1 to 810 and encodes 269 amino acids. Lineage: Eukaryota; Fungi; Ascomycota; Eurotiomycetes; Eurotiales; Aspergillaceae.
AUGGAGGACCGGAAAAGAAACGGAAAACAUCAAUUGACAAGUGGAAAUGACGGUAAGGGGGAUAAUUUCGGACAGAUAUUGCUUCUUUGUUUUCCCCUGUCGUUCACGUCUGGCUCCCUGACUUCGGGCGGAGGUAGUAGCGAGAAGGGAGUUGGGUGGAAGAAGAGGAAGAAGAAGAAGAACGACGAAAAGAAGACAAUGGAGACAGAUGAAGAAGAAGAGGAGGAAUGGGCAGCACAGGAGGAACCACCCCGUGACUGGGACAGCGCAAGUCUGGGUCGAGGACAGCAAGUGGUGAGGUCAACAGGUUCGACGGCAGGCCGGUCAGAUCCUCUCGCUUGCAGUGUGUUUAUUUUGACCCACGGGUAUCGCUCGGGAAGAGUCGAUGAAGGCUCUGCAUCAAAGAGGGCUAAUGGGGAAAUGGGGGGGUUUGAGGAAUAUAGAUAUGAUCGCGUGUUGAUCAACCCGGUGGGGGCUGGCUUUUGGGUGCAUUUGGGGUUUACCUCGUCUCUUUUCUCCUGCAAAUUCGGUUUUGUGCUGCCAAUCUCGUUACCGAUCCCGUACCGCGCUAAAGGGGGCUGUCGGAAUCCCACAUCGCGACCGUCACUCGCACUAGCCGGCCUCCGACUAUCCAUUAUCCACGGACGGACCAGCGCGGGGUAUCGGAUGAAGCUACCAGUCAAAAUAUGCUUGAGGCAUUUGUCGGAAAGCUGCCGGAUCUUCCACGGACUUUUGUUCCCCGCACCUGUAUUAUUCUUAAGUUGCGUUCUCUGCAAUCUGAAGAGUGAACUUGAAUGUAGAUAUGUUUAA